This is a messenger RNA of Rhipicephalus sanguineus (brown dog tick), 3944 nucleotides long. Its product is annotated as ceramide-1-phosphate transfer protein. Gene Ontology annotation, cellular component: cytoplasm; cytosol; membrane. Lineage: Eukaryota; Metazoa; Arthropoda; Arachnida; Ixodida; Ixodidae. The record is from RefSeq and is a predicted model, not a curated record. The transcript has 5 exons. Bases 138 to 761 code for a protein of 207 amino acids. Gene Ontology annotation, biological process: ceramide transport; intermembrane lipid transfer. Gene Ontology annotation, molecular function: ceramide 1-phosphate transfer activity; ceramide 1-phosphate binding.
AACAAUGGGCACAGUUAUUGUUUUCUUUGUAUACAUUCAUUUUUGCCCGCGAUCUCGCUUCACCUAGGAUAGGGAGCCACCGCUCAAAUCGCGCUUACUUUCGUCUCACUAGCUGGCACACUUUCUCAGGUCUUUCGAUGUCAGUGUUCAGCCUCAGGGUCGUUAUACAAAACCUGCAGGAUUGCCUGGAAGAUGAAGACGACCUUGACAUGGACUCCUACAUAGCGGCAUACCGAGAGCUUUCUAAGUUCUUCGAAGGCCUCGGUUCACUGUUUGGCUUCAUCAACUCUGACGUAAAGAGCAAGCUGGACAUCUUAGAUGACUACCGCAAGUCGGAUGACGUGGGUGACAACUACGAAACGCUGAACUCCAUGAUCGAGUACGAGAAAGACGAGGGCUUCAUAGCGGACGACAAGAAGCCAUCAGGGUCGCGCACGCUACUUCGACUACACAGGGCACUCGAGUUCAUAGCCGCUCUGUUCAAGGCCAUUAGCACUGCCAACGAUGACGCGUCUGUCGGGAAAAUGGCGAAGGAGAGCUACGACCAGACGCUUGCCAAGUAUCACCCAUGGCUUAUCAGGAAAGGAGCUUCGAUUGCCAUGUUGACCCUCCCGAAGGUUGAAGAGAUCUUCGCAAAGGCCUUGCCCGAGGAAAAGAAAGACCUGCGGCAACUGGUGACGGGCAUCGCGGAGGAAGCCACAAAAGUGUACAACUUCACACAGUCCGUCUACGAAAAGAACAACAUUCUGGAUCUACCUUGAUAGCUCCGUUUAACCAUUUGCGCAUGGGCGGUGGCCCCCAACCCAAAGUGAAGACAGUUUUUGACUUGCCCUUUGAGCGAGAGUGUUGUUGGCAAAACUGUGCUGAACAUCAAUGUUCUUGGUAGAACAAAGUAUGCUUUUUUUUUUUGUUGCUGAGCGAAACAGUGUUUUAACUGUUCGCACUUCAACUGCAUUGUCUUAUUCCAGCGGCCAUCACUGUCGAGUCAAGUGCAAGCAGGUGCUAGUUCUCUGAGCGGAUGUCUUACACCUGUGAGGGUGAAAAUUUACUCGGUAACAGUUUAUGAGGUUGUCCUUUUCUCCGUUUUGCUACCACUUCAAGUGCCAGCUUUAAGCUAGGGGUAAUGUACAAAUAUUUUGUUGACCGAUCCACAACAAUAAUUUUGAAAACGAAACUUAGAGCUUGUGAUAUUAUUGCAAGGCAAUCUUCUAGACAUUUCCUGUGUGUCCGUGAGGCACGGAACUGGGAAAUUGUUGUGACAACGAGAGAAAGUAUCUGUUAGAGCAAAACCGAAUGCCAUUUUUGCGAUUACAGUUAAAAAGAAAAGCGGUGCAGCAAAACGUUUACUGUAGCUGGGAAAAUCGCCGUAAAGGAAGCAGUUAGCCCAAACAUUCUUUGCUGUAAACGUAUAAACCGAGAAAAUGUGUGAACAGGAACAUGGCUGUGACGCUUUAUUUAGCCCAACCACGACGUACCGAAUUAUUUUGUAUGACGAAAUGAGUAUAAGAUGUUUCUUGGAUGUCAGCAUAUAGUGAAGCAAUGCUUAUAUAACGGAAAUUUGUUAUAUAGAGAGUAUUGGAAGUGUGUUCCUCUUUAAUGUCAUUUGACUAUAUUAGCAAUGCUAAAAUUUUGGCAUAGGCUCAUUUAGUCUGUGAUGGAAAUGGCUAAGAUCACUGUAUGUUUUACAGUUGUACGGUAAGAGGCAAGGCUGUGCUUUUAAUGUGAGUCAGGAUAGAAGGUGUGCAAAUGUGCCAUUGCUCACUCACGUACUGGAGUACUUUGUUCCUUCAAAUGUGUUGUUUCUCAAGUUAGACCGAUGUGAGAUUGCAUUGCAGCACGAAAUCUUAUUUCGGAUGUCCGCAAUGACGUUGACACUGGAAUACUGGUUCUGCGGAAACUUGCAAGGUGGAGAUUCUUUUCAUUGAAGCUGACAUUGUGUUUCCCCGUAAAAUAUGCACUGCCACUAAUUUAUUAAUGAAGUACCAGAAGCCGCACUGUAAUAGUUACCUCCCAUUUACUGUGUCAAAUCGACCUGCCUCUGUGAGCGGCUUACCGUGUCAAUAACAGUAGUGUGGUGACCACUUGCCCAUUAGUCCAUCAUUCAUUAAAUGCAUUAGUUAAUUUAAAUUGUUAUGGAAUUUGUGCCAAGAUACAUAUCUUUUCAGUGGAAGUAAUUAGUUAAGCAGUAGUAGGAAAGAUGGUUUUUAGAGAUAUUCACUUCGCAUUUUUAGUAAAGUUUAUGAAUCAGUGCUUGUAACGCCUCAGGAGUGUUUUCGUUGCCUCCUUGCCUUGGUAAUAGAGAACGAACAAAUCAUGCUGUCAACUUAGCUGCAUGAGCUAUGGCAGCUGCUACACAUUUACGAACAUGAAAAGAAAAGCUCAAUCAACUUGACCAUAUUUAGUGGCAUCGAAACUUCUACCUUAACCUCUAAGUAGUUAUGAUUAGACGGUUAUUUGAUGUCAGUCUAAUUUACAGCCAUCAAAGGUAUAGUGAGUUAUUGAUAAGAUCAACCUAUGAAAGUGCCCGUGUGUCAGUUUUUGCUGUGUGAUUUGCCUGUAGCUUAACCAUUUACUGCAAUGUUUUCAAUGUAGCAUUGUAAUUGCUUGCACAUAGCACUACAUUUAUCUUCAGCAAAUUUUUGGAUGCUACUGUAGAACUUUUUUGGUGCCUUUUGAAAGUGUAUGUAGUCUGACAAAACUGUGAAAAGAAAUGCACAUGGAUAACUGUGUUACUAAAAUGGGAUGUCUUUGUUAGCUUGUGCACUAUGAAGGUAUAAACAUGGAAAUCUCUUGAAACAAGUAUAUAGCAAGACGGACUUCGUACUGUAACUUUUGGCAAGGCGAUGUCUGAAAAAAUAAGUAAACACUUGCUGUAAAGUACCGCGGAAGCGCCCAGUUUCGCACAUGCACCCUCUAUUAACAUUUUCGAAACUUCAGGAUUCUGAAUAUUAUAUGUGAAGUGCCCAACUCUCCCCAUUGUCCCCAUUGUGGCCAAUAUUCACCCCAUUGUGGCCAUUAUGGCAAUCGGCUAGCUGUACGGUGCACCCCUACACCGUCGCCAGGAAGAUUGAAGUCAUUGAGUGCCACCGUGUGUCAAAAGAAUGCCAGCUGCACCUCUUGGCAUUUCAGGAUAGAGAGGAAAAGAAUCCGUGAGUGCGGCACCAAGUGUGACGCCUUAAAGCAAUGCAACUACGGCAAGGGUACGAUGAAGCACAAGCUCAUGGAUUGCAGGUUCGUCUUCGGUGAAGAGUUGGACGAGUUGUUCGCGGUGUUCAGUGACGAUGAGUAGACGUUACUGUGCACCAUCAUUUACAAUUUCAAAGUAAACAUGCUUUCUUUUGUUUCGAAGCCACCGUAGCACUGCCUCCAAGCUCUUCGUUGGCUACCAGCUUGGUUUUUGGUGCUCCUGCCAGACAAGUGCCCGUAUCUAGAUUAACGCAAUUUUCAGUGAAAGUGAGGUGGGAACUUCCGCAGUACUUUAUGAUACAUAAAUGCAAAUCGUUGGCUCCUGUGCAACGUAUGCACACAAGUUACGAAAUAUUACAUAUGUUUGUUCAUGUUGGCAGUGCAAACGCAGGACUUGUUCAGUGCUUAAUUGAGUACGCAGUGUUCACUUUAAUGUGUAUCAAGCCACUUUGUCGCACGGAUUGUGCUUAUGCCGUGGAGCUUCCCACUGAAAUUUCCAGCAGGAACCCCGGCGUUGUAGUCAUUCAGGUAUCCUAUGUGGAAGAGAUAGUACCUCAAUUUGUCUGAUUUAUUCGCUCGUGACUGAACUGAAUAUGCCUUUAUUGACCAAAAUCUUGAAUCAAUCCUACAUUUACUGAUGCAGAAGGUGAAGUAACUCAUAAAAAGAUUCUUGAGCAUUUCGUUGCAGCUUACUAAACAUGGUUUUUAUGGCACUAUGAAAAACGGGCACAAAGCACCACUAUUGACUGAUUUGAUGA